Messenger RNA from Aspergillus calidoustus, 1158 nucleotides. NCBI's taxonomy places the organism in Eukaryota, Fungi, Ascomycota, Eurotiomycetes, Eurotiales, Aspergillaceae. The record is from the annotation of a GenBank genome assembly.
AUGGAAACCACCGAGUCUCGGUCUGAAGGAGACAACCAGCCCACAAAUCUCCAACAUGGCCACGCGAGUGACAUUGAAAAACAGGCUCGUCAUCAGCCUGAGCAGAGCUCCUGCGCCAAGCAGUCUGCAUUUAAAAGUCUCGGGAUUUUAGAUCGCUUCCUUGCAUUAUGGAUCUUCCUCGCAAUGGCCAUUGGAAUCAUCCUCGGCAAUUUCGUCCCUAAUACAGGUCCUGCCCUGCAGCGAGGAACUUUCGUCGGUGUCUCAGUACCUAUUGCUGUCGGUCUGCUGGUCAUGAUGUACCCUAUUCUCUGCAAAGUGAAAUACGAGGCUCUCCAUCACGUAUUCUCGACUCGGGAGAUAUGGGUUCAAAUUGGCUUCAGUAUCGUUGUUAACUGGAUCAUUGCCCCUUUUAUGAUGCUGGCGUUAUCUUGGGCCUUCCUCCCCGACGAACCUGAACUGCGCCAGGGCCUCAUUCUUGUAGGCCUCGCACGAUGCAUCGCAAUGGUCCUGAUCUGGACUGGCUUAGCCGGCGGCGACAACGAGUACUGCGCAAUCCUCGUGGCCGUGAAUUCUCUGCUCCAGAUGGUCCUCUUCGCACCCAUGGCCAUCUUCUUCAUCGAGGUGAUUAGCGGCGGAGAAACCAUCGCCCUCUCCUACAGCACAGCAGCCAAAAGCGUCGCCGUCUUCCUCGGAAUCCCGCUCGGCGCAGCAAUCCUAACCCGCUUCAGCAUCCGCACAUUGACAAGUCCCGACUGGUACGACAGAGUCUUUAUUAAAUGGAUCAGCCCCUGGUCCCUGAUCGGCCUGCUCUUUACAAUCCUCAUCUUGUUCGCGUCGCAGGGCAGACAAGUCGUCCACCAGAUCGUUUCGGUGGUUCGAGUGGCCGCGCCGCUUAUUGUGUAUUUCGUGCUGAUCUUCUUCGUCACGCUGUUUAUUACUUGGAAGUUGGGUUUUGGGUAUAAAUUGGCUGCGACGCAGAGUUUCACUGCGGCGAGCAAUAACUUUGAGCUGGCUAUUGCUGUCGCUGUUGCGACAUUUGGCGCGAAUAGUAACCAGGCACUCGCGUCGACUGUUGGGCCGUUGAUCGAGGUUCCGGUCUUGCUUGGGCUUGUUUAUGUUGUUAGGCCGAUUGCGAGGCGCGUGGGGUGGGAGGAUUGA